Neopsephotus bourkii (Bourke's parrot) is the source of this 4580-nucleotide messenger RNA. RefSeq names its product sarcoglycan delta (gene SGCD). Bases 438 to 1304 code for a protein of 288 amino acids. NCBI's taxonomy places the organism in Eukaryota, Metazoa, Chordata, Aves, Psittaciformes, Psittacidae. The record is from RefSeq and is a predicted model, not a curated record. Gene Ontology annotation, cellular component: sarcolemma; sarcoglycan complex. The transcript has 10 exons. Gene Ontology annotation, biological process: cardiac muscle tissue development; heart contraction.
GAGGAAUUUCUUCACCCUGAGGGUUGAGGGUACCGGGAUCCUGCAGAGAAGCCUCCCAAGGAGCUGCCCUGCCAAAAGUGAGUCUCACCUGUGACAAAUGCCAGCCAAUGAUGGUAGCAGGCGUGGAGGAUUUCAGUCCUCAUGUGUUCAACACUUGGCACGAAUGUGACAGGAUGGUGACUGGGAGAAGAUUUUCCCUUCUGUGACACCAAUUGCAGGCUGCUCUCCUGUUAGGUGUACUAUGCACAGAGCAUCAUUCACAGCUGAGGCUCUGAAAUACUUGAGGACAUUGCAUCUUCCUCAGGGACACAGACAAGGGGGAGCUGGAUCCUCUGGGGAGCUCAGAAAGGAAUUGUGGUUGGUGGUCACCUGAGGAGCUUACCUUCACACCAAUGUUGCUCUGAAAGGAGUUGUGUCCAACAUUCAGGUUUGGUAAGAUGCCUCAGGAACAGUACGCGCACCGGAGCACCAUGCAGACCUCAGAAGGACCCCAGGUAUACAAAGUGGGGAUUUAUGGCUGGAGGAAGAGGUGCCUCUAUUUCUUUGUGCUGCUCCUAAUGAUUUUAAUCCUGGUGAACCUUGCUAUGACCAUCUGGAUUCUGAAGGUUAUGAACUUCACAAUUGAUGGAAUGGGGAACCUGAGAAUCACAGAAAAAGGUCUAAAGCUUGAAGGAGAUUCAGAAUUCUUGAAACCUCUCUACGCCAAAGAAAUCCGGUCAAGACCAGGCAACCCACUGUACUUCCAGUCUGCCAGAAAUGUGACAGUGAACAUCCUCAAUGAGAAGACUAAAGUCCUUACUCGCCUCGUAACAGGUCCCCAAGCAGUGGAAGCACACAGCCAAAAAUUUGAGGUGAAAACCCUCUCUGGAAAAUUGCUGUUUUCUGCAGAUGACAACGAAGUGGUGGUUGGAGCAGAGAGAUUGAGAGUUUUAGGAGCAGAAGGCACAGUGUUCCCUAAAUCUAUAGAAACUCCCAAUGUCAGGGCAGACCCCUUCAAGGAACUAAGGCUGGAGUCACCUACACGUGCACUGGUGAUGGAGGCUCCAAAAGGCAUCGAGAUCAAUGCCGAGGCCGGCAGCUUGAAAGCCACAUGCAGGACAGAGCUCAGGCUGGAAUCCAAAGAUGGAGAGAUAACCUUGAAUUCUGCAAAAAUCAAACUACCUAACUUGCCUCAAGGAUCUUCCUCUUCUGCAGGGUCCAGGCAAAAAAUCUACGAGCUCUGUGUGUGUCCCAAUGGGAGGUUGUUUCUGUCGCAGGCAGGCACUAGCUCAACCUGCCAGAUAAAUACAAGCGUCUGCCUUUGAGAGACAAUUUGCAGUGGGGGCAUCGCAGGCAGCACAAAAGCCAGUUCUGGUCUCACAGAUUGCAGCUGCCAACUAUUUUUACUAGAACACAGAAAGCCUAUCAAAGACUUUUUUUGUGUGUGCGCGCGCGUGUGUGUGAAUAUAUAUAUAAAAAUAUAUAUAUAAAAUAUAUAUAUAUCCUCUGUGUAAAAUGGUGUUUCAGUACAAGGAAUCCCAGGGUGACCCUGUUACAUUUGUGUAGCAUUUCUCUUUCCCAUACCAAAAUUUACUGGUACAAUCUGCUGAAUUGGAUUUGAUACUCCCUUGGAACCUUCUGUAUUAAUAUAGUCUAAUGAUCACCCCUUGCUUUUGAUCAUGUUCUCAGAGCAGUGGGAUUGUUGGCUGGGCAAGACCCUGGAACUGAUGUAGACCCACCAACAUAUAAAGGGAAGAGAAGCAUCUCUGAUUAUUUUUGCACCAUUAAAUCAGUGGCGUGAAAAAAACAAAAAGGAAAAACUAAUUAGCCAGAUGUGAUGUACUCAUCACAUAGAGUGAUCCAAGAUACCUGAGGUUAAAUUACUCUCUAAUUUUUACCUGAAGCAUGGCUCCCUGCUGGGAGAGACGGAUUGCCCUUGGUCAGUAGAAAAGCCCAAAUCUUCUUGCUGGAAUAAUCCUGUGUUUUUCUAAAGGGCUUUGGGACUUGCCUGUGCAUGGCCAAGGAUGUCUUUUGCUAUUCAGAUGUGAUGUAUCAGCUCUAAGCCUGACCUGAAGUCAUCUCUCUGCUAACAAAACUGGCGCUGCAUCUAGUUCUGGAAAGGAAAAAGAACCAAGUGAAUGUUGGAUUAACUAGAAAAAUCCUGAAUCUCCUUAAUUGGCAGGUGUCCUGAAUCGCUCUCCAUUAGCAUCUUUAAUUUUGCGAAGAUUAGGUGUGAAGGUGUGAAGAUUUAAGAUUUGGGCAUUGCCUAUCAAUACCUGUAGAAACAGAGAGAAUUACCUAUUCUACCCAUAGAAACUAAGAAGUCUGUAGAGAUAAGGUGUGUAAUGUAGGUGCUACGCCAGAAUUCUUGUAAUCUUUCUUUUCAGGUUAUACAGUCCAAGGUCACUUAAAUUUGAUGGAGACUGCAAAUAUCAGAGAUGCUGACAAUGAAACAGACUUCUUUAAGGAUUUAUAAAGAUUGUAGCAAAGCAGAUUACUGGAAAACAAGGGCUUUGGAUGCUGGUUCCUCUAGAAUUUGAGCCCCCAAAACUUUGUGGUUUAAUCUUUCAAUGGUUGCAUUUUUCCUUAUUUUAAAUUCUAGGAGUCACAGGAUAGAACAGGAAAUCUGAGCUGGUAACAUUACUUUCACUAUUCAAGUUCUGUAAACUAAUGAGAAAGGCCCAGACCUUUGAAUUCUGAUCCAUAAUUGCAUCUCCAUGCAUAUAAAAAUCUCUGCAAAAUAAAUACAUUAAUUGCUGCAAAAGUACCCAAAUUGCAGUAAGUUCAUGAGGACAGCAAGGUUUCUAAGCCACUGAGACGCUUUUGAAAGUAUUACCUCAUGUGCAAAUAUGACAGAUCAGUGCCCAUCCCUAGUGAUAUCUAAGCAAAGCUGGUAUUCUUCAAGCCAUCUUCAAGAUAAAAUGUAGCUGACAGAAAUCUUUAAUUUAGGCCAAUCCUUUCUUUUACAGAUUUCUACAUAAUUUCUUGCCAUGUGGAAAGUACCAGGGUUUGAUUUUUGUUUUAAAUGAACAAUUAUGGCUUAAUCCAAAACUGACUGGGCUCGAAAGAUUUCUGUGGAGUUGAGUUUAGAUGUGUUGCUGCUAACCAAGCAUCACUCUGAUAAAAUUUCUUCCUGUAAUGCUUUCAGAUUAAUUAACAAACUCAAUCUAUUUGUUAAUGAAUUUUUCCUGUAAUUAUUAUGUCUUGAGCCAAUGUUUGAAUGCAAAGGGUCACCCAGGAUAACAAUUGUAUUGGGACACAGGACUAUACCAUCUCUGUUCAAAGAGGGGAAUUGUGCCUAUGCCUUAAGUCAAUGCACUCAGCAAGGAGAAGCACAUCAUAUUUAUCUUGUUAUUAAAACUAGUUUAUUUGGGGGGAGGGAUAGGAGGGUGUCUUGGGAACUGGUUGUGCAACUUAAAACAGAUAUUGAUGAAAUGUGUUAAGACUGUAGGGACAUCUAAGAGUGAUACAGAGUUGGGGUUUUUUUUACCAUUUUAAAUAUAGCAAAAUACUGUGUAUGUUACCUCUAGGACCACAAGUGAAGUCCCAUUCAUAGUCCUACAUUUACUGUAGAUCUUUUUUCCCCUGUUUCAUUUAAUAGUGAACACAAACCUUCUAGUGACAACAGCCCAAUUCAUAAAUAAAUCCCAUGUGAGCAGUUCUGAAGACAUUGCUGCAGGAAGAGUAGAACAAAUUGCAUUAACUUUCCCACCCUUGAGAGUAUUCCUGCUGGUGAGGAAGGCAGGGCUGGAGUGACCCAGCAGGGAGGCUGUGUCCUGACUUCCAUGCUCCACUCCUGAGAGGCCGGUGGCUUAGUCCUCAUCCCCAUGCACCCUCGAGCUGCUCUGGUGAGGAUUUCCAUCCCAAUAAAUUCAUUUGGAGUGGUUGGUCUUUUCAGCUAGGCUCUUGGAUGAGGUUAUCAUGUUCUUGUAUCAUGAAGGCCAUGGAACUGCUUAAGGACAUUUAUUUUGGUAUGCAUUCCUAUGGGGGAGCUGUUAGGGAACAACCUAAACAUCUGUGCCAUCACUGCAGAUGCUUCUCUGAAGUGAACAAAGGGUACCUUAAUUAUGUCUACGCAAAGGAGUUCUGGAUGCUGCAAUAUGUUUUGCAAACAUACAGCAUCUUAAAAAGCAUAAAAUUAUAUGUUUUGUUGAAAGGCAAGGAAUUGUUGCUAGAAUGAUUGAUUUCGCAUAGAGACUUGUAAACCAUUUGAGCCCCACUUGAGUUGUAAGACAGAGGUUUAGAUGAUGCUGCCUGCACUUGUGUUGGCCACGUGAUUAGUCUCCUGCUGUUCAGUGAGUGGCAGACACAACUACAGGCUGAGCAGAGAACGGAUUCAGAGCAGUCCUGAGGAGAAGGUCUUGGGGGUGUUGAUUAAGAAGAAGCUCAACAUGACCCAGCAGUGUGCACUUGCAGCCCAGAAAGCCAACCAUAUCCUGGGCUACAUCAAAAGAAACAUGACCAGCAAAUCAAGGGGAGGAAUUCUCCCCCUCUACUCUGCUCUUGUGAGACCCCACCUGGAGAACUGAGUCCAGCUCUGGGGCCCCAAACAUAAGGAGGACGCAGGCAUCUUGUAGUCCAGAGGAGACCACAAAGGUGCU